This is a messenger RNA of Clunio marinus, 387 nucleotides long. NCBI's taxonomy places the organism in Eukaryota, Metazoa, Arthropoda, Insecta, Diptera, Chironomidae. The record is from the annotation of a GenBank genome assembly.
AUGUCAGCGUUACCUAAAAAGCACGGUGGAUGGGCUGACGAAUUCAAAAAAUCAGCAAGCAAAAAAAAUGUUUUGGAAAACAUUGAAAAAGAAAGAUUUCUUUCAUCUGCUUCAUCCAGAGACGGAAAUAUAAUUGAAAUUCCUGAAAUUGAUGAGAUUCAAAAUCUUGAUAACAUUUCCGAGCCUCCUUCUAGAACAAUUUAUAACAAAGAUCUCGAUCUGGAUGUUUUGAAAAAGAAUCCGAUAAAUGUUGAUGACAAAACCGAUUUGUCAAUUUUAUUUGAAGUCCUCGAAUCUGAAAGUGAAAUUGAAGAACCUGACGAAAUAUGGCACUGGAAUCAAUUAUUCACUAAUGUAACAGCUCAAAUAUCUAAUGAAAAACAAUAA